Messenger RNA from Arabidopsis lyrata subsp. lyrata, 1587 nucleotides. Its product is annotated as UPF0613 protein PB24D3.06c. NCBI's taxonomy places the organism in Eukaryota, Viridiplantae, Streptophyta, Magnoliopsida, Brassicales, Brassicaceae. The transcript is spliced from 9 exons. Bases 318 to 1409 code for a protein of 363 amino acids. The record is from RefSeq and is a predicted model, not a curated record.
CAAAUAAGAAUUAGUAUUAUCUUACAAACCAUACAUGACAAUGACACGAAAUAAUGUACUCGUCAAAUAUGGAGUAUUAUAACUACAUUAUGAGCCAUCGUAGUUAAGAUUAGAGUAGACUAAUUAUGUAUUUAGACGUUAUAAUAUAAGAUUUAUAACAUAAAAAUUGAGACGCAAUCAAAACUUCAAAAGUCCGACAUGUAUACCAGCGACUUUCUCUCGUCACGCUCAUGACGGCGCGUGUAAUUCACUCUCUGAAAUUUUCAUUCAUUUGUCUCGAAAACGAAAUCUGAAACCGCCACACACAGUCGCCAAACAUGUCUCUCUCGCUACCCUCUUCUUCCGCCGCAGCAGCAGCGGCGGCGGCGUCGACAUCGGGAUCAUCGUCUUCUCCGGCGGCUGCUUCGUCUUCCUCAACGACCACGUCCUGGUUCUCCGGAAUCGUUCGCGGCCGUGGUGACAAAUCCGGCACCGCGAAGCUAUCUAAAAGCUCUUCCAUGGCUGGAGGAGGAAGUGGAAGCGGAGAUUACGGAGGACCAAUCAAAGGGAAGAAUCAAUUUCGAGGAGUUUUGUUCAAAUACGGUCCCAAAUCCAUCCAGGUUGCUUUUAAGACCGGAGAGUAUAAACAACAAGUGAUAUUUAUCGGUGGAUUAACCGAUGGACUUUUAGCUACUGAUUACUUGGAACCUCUUGCAAUUGCUUUGGAUAAAGAGAAAUGGUCACUUGUUCAACUACUGAUGUCCUCGUCAUAUUCUGGAUUUGGCACUUCCAGCUUGAAACAAGAUGCACAAGAAAUCGACCAGCUUAUAAACUACCUCAUCAAUAAAGAGAACUCUGAAGGCGUUGUUCUACUUGGUCAUAGCACUGGCUGCCAGGACAUUGUGUACUAUAUGGGAACAAAUGCUGCAUGCUCCCGAGCUGUCAGAGCUGCAAUUUUGCAGGCACCGGUCAGCGACAGAGAGUACAAAGCAACGCUUCCUGAGACACCAGCUAUGAUAGACUUGGCUGCAAACAUGAUAAAAGAAGGUCGAGAAGAGGAGCUAAUGCCUAGAGAAGCUGAUCCUUGUGCUCCAAUCUCUGCUUAUAGAUAUCACUCCCUCUGCGCUUACAUGGGAGACGACGAUAUGUUUAGUUCUGACCUUAGUGAUGAUCAGUUGAAAACUAGACUUGGACAUAUGGCUCACACACCUUGUCAGGUGAUUUUCUCCAUGGGUGAUGAGUAUGUACCAGAUUAUGUCGACAAAAAAGCACUGGUUAAUAGAUUAAGUAAAGCAAUGGGAGGAGCAGAGAAAGUGGAGAUAGAGCAUGGGAACCACUCUCUCUCCAAUAGAGUUCAUGAAGCUGUUCAAGCCAUUAUUGGUUUUGUCAAAAGAGAAGGACCCAGUGGUUGGGAUGAUCCUUGGAGCUAAAUCUGUUUUUUCCAUUUAUGUGGAUGAAAAACUUAUCCAAAUCUGAAUCUCAUGAAUUAAUUCACAUCUUGGCUGAUUCAUAACCAUUUAUCCUUAAAAAGUAAAAAAGUAAAUUAUUGUCCUUUUGUUCUGAUAUAUUACUUGGAUCAUUAAGAAAAAUGUCUUCCUUAUUAUAUAA